Chara braunii is the source of this 705-nucleotide messenger RNA. NCBI's taxonomy places the organism in Eukaryota, Viridiplantae, Streptophyta, Charophyceae, Charales, Characeae. The record is from the annotation of a GenBank genome assembly.
UCAUUACCUGGAAAUUGUUUCCCUGUUGUUUGGCCUUUUCUUUUCUUUUUGUCUCUCUGUGUUUUUUCUCAUGCUUUUUACCUGUUUUGUGGCGCCUUCUCUUCCUCUCCCCUCCCCUUCCUCUACCCUUCCCCUCCCCUUCCCCUCCCCCCUGCCCCUACCAGCUAUUCUCGUGUACCGAACUCUUCCGGGUACGAAGCCGUUUCGAAAGCUGGCUCAUUUGAGCAUACACGGGGUUGCGUUAAUCUUGGCUAUCGUGGGAGUUAUUUCAGCCUUCCGGUUUCACGAUCUCAGUACGCCUCCGAUCGACAACUUGUACAGCCUCCAUAGCUGGCUUGGGAUUACGACUGUCGUCUUCUUCGGGCUGCAGUGGAUCGCCGGAUUUGUGUCCUUCUGGUACCCAAGGUUGCAGACUUCAUUGCGGGCAAGUUACCUGCCGUGGCACGUCUUCUGGGGCCUUACCAUCUUUGUCUUCGGUGUAGCUACCGCCCUGAUGGGAGUUCUGGAGAAACUCACCUUCCUGCAGACUGGCUCUGUCAUCUCCAGGUUUUCUUCUGAAGCCAUGUGGGCAAACACUCUGGGUGUUCUCCUCGUUGCAUUUGCAAUAUCGGUCGUUGCAGCGGCCAUCUGCAAUGACAGACAAGGGGACGACUACAGAAUAUUAGACUAAUAACAAGUCUACUAAAAAGAGUGUGUAAACAACUU